Molecule: messenger RNA, 1636 nt
Organism: Ceratina calcarata
Lineage: Eukaryota; Metazoa; Arthropoda; Insecta; Hymenoptera; Apidae
Product: proteolipid protein 2
Exons: 4
Coding region: 161-697 (178 amino acids)
Cellular component (GO): membrane
Source: RefSeq, a predicted model, not a curated record
ACUGGUGAGGCUUCCGCGCGAGCCGUGGUGAACCAACAGGUGUUUCGGGCUUGGUACCACCGGUUUCCUUCAUUUUCUAGUAGUGUUUUAAGCCGGUGCCUUUCACUACAAACAUAAGUUGGACUGUACCGCGGUAUACUCAUUGCGAAGAAAGCGUAAUAUGAUGUCGGAGACCGUUGUGACGAUGGACGGUUCCAGCAACAACGCCAACAAUCCUCGACAGGUGCCUACCGUGAAGACGGAACCGGUUCAACCUAAUCCUUUAACGAGCAUCACACUGAACGUGUCCUACUUUAGAACGAUACCUGGUAUCAUUAAACUUUUACAACUGGGCAUUGGUAUAAUAGCUAUGGCAUGCGCAUCUCCAGCCUACGCAGGUGCAACCGAUUGGUUUCUCUUCGUUUCCGUAACGGCUUUCAUUGCCACAUUGUUAUGGUGUUUCAUUUACGUGCUAUCGAUCCGAGAAUCGCUUAAGUUACCUAUCAACUGGAUUAUGACGGAACUCGUAAACACGUCAAUAUUCGCCGUACUUUACAUGAUCGCCUUCAUAGCGCAAUUAUCCGUCUGGAGCGUAGUACAUCAUACGUCUAGCUCGAGGAAUAUUGCCGCAGGGGUAUUCGGGAUCUUCAAUACGAUCAUGUAUGCUGCUGGAGCGUAUUUCUUGUUUGUUGAAUGGCGAAGUGGCAACUCGCAGUGAAGAUGAGCGAAGGUACAUCAAGAGACAUUAGGUACCUGAAGACCACCUACGAUAAAGCUACCACACUUGGGUUUCAAUUAUUCUAUGACCAGUGCAAGGUUGUAGAGGAAUGGGUCGAAGCUAGUCCAACCUUGGCCCUGCCCGAUAAUGUGUCGUAGCUUAACGAGAGACUCUAUAAUCAAUCCCUGUGCCUUAAAUGUUAGUUGACUGAUCAGCCGACCGCGCGAUUCAGUCGCAUUCUUCUUCUCAUUCGGGAUCGCGCGAUCGUGUAUCAGCGGCAGUCUGCGACUACGGUUUUUCUAUGAGAUCACGUUCAAGCAUAAAAGCAGAACAGAAUUUGACGCCGGCCUAGGACGGGUUACUGUGCCGAAGAAAGUACCAAUGAUUCUGAAGGUGUUAAUAGACAAUUAAAGUUUUGUUGAGUUUCUUCUCGCUGCGCUCCUGUAUUUUUCAUUGUACAAACGGUUGCAUUAUCAAGAAAAAGAAUAAAAUCAUGCCUAUAUGGCGUCAAUAAAAUUCAUAUUAAACAUAGAUCUUCCAAAUUUUACAAAAUUUAUUCACUAUUUCGGUUGUUAAUCAUACGUACAUUUUCCGAUACUUUCCCGUCCAGUUUUCUUUUCUAACCGUACAUUUCUCGCACUACCGCGUUUUUUAUUUAUACAUAUGUAUACACGCAUUAGUUAUAACACAUCUAUACAUAUACAAAUAUUAUAUAUAUAUAUAUAUAUCUAUUUUAUAUAGGUAAUAUAUUUGCACAAAGUGAAUGGAGUACAUUGUUUUACUUUUAUUUUUUAUUUUCUUUCACUCAUAGAGAACACUUAUGCAAUUUGCAUUCAUCGAUGUAAAAACAAUUUGUUAUUACGGGUGAAUGAAUAUUUUUGAAUACAUUGUACUUUUUCUGUACACAUUACCAUUGAAAUAUAUGUUCGUUUUCAAUAU